This is a messenger RNA of Mytilus trossulus (common blue mussel), 1549 nucleotides long. Its product is annotated as inositol monophosphatase 1-like. The transcript is spliced from 8 exons. The record is from RefSeq and is a predicted model, not a curated record. Gene Ontology annotation, molecular function: inositol monophosphate 1-phosphatase activity. The coding region runs from base 73 to 900 and encodes 275 amino acids. Lineage: Eukaryota; Metazoa; Mollusca; Bivalvia; Mytilida; Mytilidae. Gene Ontology annotation, biological process: inositol metabolic process; signal transduction; phosphatidylinositol phosphate biosynthetic process.
AAUACAAUAUUAUCAUUUACGUGUGUCGUAUUUAUCAAGGGAGAACACUCGGUAACACAGAAACCGAAUAUCAUGUCUACUGCAGAAAUUCAAGAUUAUUUAAAGACAGCUACAGGGGUAGCCAAGGAGGCAGGGGAGGUAGUUAGAGAGGCCUUUUACAAAGAGAAAUCAUUACAAACUAAAAGUAAUUACGCUGACCUAGUGACAGAAACAGAUCAGGCCGUAGAGAAACAGAUAAUUAACUCAUUGAAAGAAAAGUAUCCAACUCACAAAUUUAUUGGUGAGGAAUCAGUAGCAGAUGGUCAUAAAACAGAAUGGACAGAUGACCCUACAUGGAUCAUUGACCCCAUAGAUGGAACAACGAACUUUGUACAUCAAAUACCACAUACAUGUGUGUGUAUAGGACUAUCUAUUAAAAAGCAGAUGGUAGUUGGUGUGGUUUAUGCCCCGAUUUUAAAUGAAAUGUAUACAGGAGCUAAAGGACUGGGAGCCUUCUGUAAUGGGGAACGGAUAUCUACUUCUCAACAAAAUGACAUGAAGCAGGCAAUUAUAUAUCUGGAAGGCGGAUCCUCAAGAGAACCAGAUGUAUUAAGAAGAAAAUGUAAUAUUUAUCAUAAAGUUGUUGAGACUACUCGUGGGACAAGAACAUUAGGUUCAGCAGCUAUGAAUAUGGUAAAUGUGGCCAAAGGAAGUGGUGAUGCUUAUGUAGAAUAUGGUUUACAUAUCUGGGACUUUGCUGCAUCAGGGGUGAUACUGUUAGAGGCUGGUGGUGCUAUGAUUGAUCCCGCAGGUGGUCCUGUAGAUUUCCUUAGUAGAAGAGUUCUCUGUGCCUCAUCACAAUCUUUAGCAGACCAGUUAUCUACAACCAUCCCAGAACAUAUAGAAAUGGAGAGAGACUGAAAAUGGCAGACUUAAACAAUAAAUGUUAGAUUUAGCAAAAAAGUAAGGGUGGUCCUGGUUAAUUCUAGUGCAAAUAAACACUUAGUGCAUUAGUAGGAAGAAAAAUUAAAGUUUAUUUUCUAUGUUAGUUCUAAUAAUAAUAAAAACAUUUUACAAUCAGUGAAAAACAUGCAGUGAUCUACAGAAUUCCAAUUUUAGCUGACCAACAGGGUUAUUGUUUGAUGUCUGUCCUGAGCUUUUAAACAAAUGCCUUAUGUGAGGAUGAUGCCUUGUAUACUAGCAUUGUAAGGCUAGGUAAAGGGACUCUUGUUCAAAUUUCUCAAUAAAGCAUUUCUAAAAUGGGUUAAAUAGGAUUGCUUGUUUAAUGACAGUGGGUAUAUUUCACAGUGGGUAUUUAGGUGCUUAAUUAGGGAGCCUUGGAACUAUGUUGGUUGGUUGCUGGCUAAUUAAAAUUUUCAUCAUACAUUUUAUAAUGGUUAAGAGAGUCUUCUAUCACUUUUGAUGUUAUAGAUAUAUGUUGUUAAUGUUAUAUGUACUAUUUUAUUUUUUAGAAGUUAUCACUAUUUAUUAUAUAUUUGCUGGUCAACAUUUUUGUAUAUGUUUUUUUUAUAGAGAUAAUUAUUUUAUAUUAAAAUAACAGUACAAAAUA